Molecule: messenger RNA, 5886 nt
Organism: Coregonus sp. 'balchen'
Lineage: Eukaryota; Metazoa; Chordata; Actinopteri; Salmoniformes; Salmonidae
Source: the annotation of a GenBank genome assembly
AUGGCGGAGUCGAAAAAGUAUCGGGCGAUUCCCAGGAUGGGUAUUGCCAACGCGAUAAGGUUCGCAUGGAGGGAAAAGGAGAUGGAGCCCUUUGGAAGGGAGACGUUCGGGAGGACCAUACUCAUGGGGGUCCUGAAGCUGGAGGUAAAGGACGUGUUGUGCCUCCAGGCGAAUCCCCUGGAAGGGGCAUAUGAUGUCGUGCUCCACACGGAGGGGAAGCAUGACGAGGUCAUGGGAAGGGUGAAGGUGGUGGAGAAGGCUAGACCCAUGUGCCACUACGAAGUGGCGAGCCUGGCGAGAAACGGCUUCAGAGUGGUGACUGUAAACAUGUACAACCCGCAUGUUAAGGAAGAGGAGGUGAGGGCCUUUCUGGGGAGGUACAUGGACAAUGUCUCCUCAGCAAGGCUCCUCAAGGACACGCUCGGGUUCUGGAACGGGAGGAGGAGUUUCCAGGCCUUGUUGAAGGAAGACCCAGGGGGCCUGGGGGGGUACCUUCAUCCUCCAGCAAUGUUUUCCCUGGGGGCUGAUAGGGGGACAAUAUUUUAUGCCCGUCAGCCUCCGUUCUGCAGACGCUGCAUGACGUACGGACAUAAUUUCGCCUCAUGUGGAGGGAGGAAGUGCAGGGUGUGUGGGUCAGGGGCGCACGAGGCGAAAGACUGUGGUGAGCCAAAGAAAUGCCACGGGUGUGGAUCAUCAGCACAUCUGUGGAGGGACUGCACGGCUCGCCACAAGUCGUAUGCAGCGGCUGCAGGGGGGGGAGCAGGUGCAGGAGAGGGGGAUGGGGGAGGAAGUGGAGAGGGAGUUCCAGACCCGAGCCAAGGGCCAGAGGGAAGUCCGGCUGCAACAGAGGAGGUGCCAGGAAAAGCAGCGGGAAGAGAGGAGGACGGGCAGAGGACGGCAGGAAAAGGACAGGAAGGAGAGGCGGGAACGGCGACGGAGACGGAGACAGAGGGGAGAGUGGGAGAGGAGGUGCCAGAGACGGAGCAGCGAGAGGAGGUCGGUGAGGUGCCGGCCACAGCCCUGGAAGGAGAGGAGAAGGGGAGAGGGGCGAUGCCGGAGGGGGGGAGUAGGGAGAGAGCGAGAGAAGGGGAGGAGGAGCUGAGGGAGGUGAGGGAGGAGCUGGGGGUUAGGGGGGUUAUGGUUUCCCCGCUGUCGGGUCAUACGAAGAAGAGAGGGAAGAGGAGGGGGAGGUCUGGGGAUAGGAAGAGGGAGAUGGGCGGGGGGGAAGAGGGGGAGGCGAAGCGAGUAAUGGGAGAGAAGGAGGGUGGUGGGGAAGAAGCUCCCACGGCGCUGACCCCUCCCAAUGCACAACUGCCGGGGGCACCCACUGGGGGGUGGCAGGGGGGGGCAGAGGACGCUGGAUCCCCGGUGCUAUUUCCAACCGUUUUCUGGGUUGAUGGGAUGGAGGAGGAUGGUGGUGAGCCCAGGGAUCAGGAAACCCGGGAACCGAACACCAUUCCGGCAUCCUGGGCUGGGGAGAUGGAGGAGAGUGGGGGGACGACACCUGAAGGGGGGUCGGAGGCACCGCUGGAGGAGAUGGAGCAGGGGAGCAUCAGGUGAGCCUCCUGUUUUGGUUUUUUAGUUUGGGGGAAUAUUAUUGCGUGAUGUGUAAUAUGUAUUAUGGCAGGGGUUAUUUUUGUUACGGUAAAUGUGAGGGGAAUAAGGGAGGGGGUUAAGAGAAGGGCGGUUUUUGGGUAUUUAGAGGGGGUGGGUUUUGAUGUUUGUUUUAUACAGGAGGUUCACCUAAGGGAUAGUGGGGAUGUUUUAAGGUUUAGGAGGGAGUGGGACAAGGGGGAGUCGGUGUGGGGCAUAGGGGGGGUUCAUUCAUCAGGGGUGGGGAUUCUGUGUGGGAAUAGGGAGGUGAAGGUGGAGGGCACUUUUGUGGGUAUGCAGGGUAGGGUACUGGGAGCGGAUGUCACGAUAAGGGAGAGUAGAUACAGGGUUAUUGUGGUGUACGGGCCACAGUUGGCAACGGGCAGGAGGGAGAUGGUGGACUGCCUGGAGCCGCUGUGUGCUACAAAUAGACACUUGGUGAUAGGGGGGGAUUUCAAUGUAGACAUAGGGAGGGGGGGGGAUAGUAGUGCAGGAGCCGUCGCCGGACUAAUGGCAAGCCAUGGUCUGGUGGAUGGGGGCCUGCACACUGUUCCGGCGAUGGCAUGGCCAACAUGGCGCAACUCUAGGGGGGUCGAGCGGAGGCUCGACUAUAUUUUCCUAUCUAGGUCUCUGGGUCAGUUGUCUGGGCGCUUGUUGCCUGUGUUCUUUUCGGACCACGACGGGGUGCUCCUGCAGGUGGGGGCACCAGUCUGUCUCUUCGGUAGGGGGUACUGGAAGUUAGAACGGGAGGUGCUGGAUGGGCAGGCUUUCGUCAACGCUUUUGUAGAUUUUUUUAGGGGGCUUGAAGGCCUCCGGUCCAUGUGUGAGGGGGUGUUAGAGUGGUGGGAAAUAGUGAAGGUGAGGAUGAGGGUUUUUAUAAUAGGACAGUGGAAGAGGAAAAAGAGGGAGGAAAGGAGGGAGGUGGAUCAUAUCCAAAGGCUGCUAGAACUCGAGCUUGAGGCAGGCAACCUCGGCGGGUCGGCAGACUGGGAGAGAUCCGCUGCCCUAAAGGCGCAGCUAAGGGAGGUGCAUGAGCGGAAGGCUCGCGCUUUCUUGAUGCGGGCGCGUAGUGGUUUUAUAGAACACGACGAAACAUGUUCGGCCGUGUUCUUUAAAUCAGUAAGGGAAAGGCAGAGUAGGAAGGUAAUGUAUGGGGUUAGGGAAGAAAGCGGUAGAGUAGUGAGAGAGACGGAGGAAAUGGUCAAGGUGACCACGGAGCAUUUCCGAGGUUUCUUUCAAGAGAGGGCAGUAGAUGUAGAGCAGGGCAAUGUGUUUUUAGAACACCUGUCCCGGCAAGUGCCGGAGGACAUUAGAAAAGCAAUGGAGGCUGAGAUCUCCCUAGAAGAGGUUGAGAGCGCCCUCAGGAGGAUGGGAAAAGGGAAGGUGCCCGGGAUGGAUGGGCUGCCGGCUGAGUUUUACCUCAAGUUUUGGGGUAUACUUGGGCCAGUAGUCCUCGAAGUCUUGAAGGCCAUCCUCGAGACAGGGGUCCCGGGGGGAUCGAUGGCCGUAGGUGUGCUGUCACUUCUGUACAAGAAGGGGGACGCUACAGAUCUCGGCAACUGGCGGCCGUUGACCAUGCUGUGCGUAGACUACAAGCUACUUGCGAAGGUUCUAGCGGACCGGUUGCGCACAGCCCUUCCCUACGUCGUCCAUGAGGAUCAGACGUGUGGGAUAGAGGGACGCUCUAUUAGGUGGAACCUGAGUUUGAUCAGGGACUCCAUUGCUUGGGCAGAGGAUAGAGGGCUGCCGCUAAUGGUAGCAGCACUCGACCAGGCUAAAGCCUUUGAUCGAGUGAAUAGAUCUUUUCUUUUCAGGGUGUUAGGCAGAUUAGGUUUUGGGGAGAAGUAUAUAGGGUGGAUCCGUGCUUUAUAUGUCGGAGCAGGGUGCCGGGUGAACGUAAACGGUCACAUGGGUGACGUUUUUGACCUUGAGUCUGGGGUCAGGCAGGGGUGCCCGCUCUCGGCACUCCUCUUCGUUCUGUACAUGGAGCCUCUGGGGGCUGCCAUUAGGGCAGACACAGGGGUGGAGGGCAUGCUUAUCCCUGGAAGCGGUGGGCUGCAUGUUAAGAUGACCCAGUACGCAGACGAUACUUCCUUGUUGCUAUGCAAGGACUCGUGCCUGACUAGGUCCCUUGCCAUCAUAGGGGAAUUCACCCGAGCGUCGGGAGCGGUCCUCAAUCACGCUAAGUCAUCCGUAAAGUAUUUCGGAAGAUGGCGUGGGAGGACGGAUGUGCCUGGGGGGUUAUCUCUCUGUAGUGGGGCCCUGAAGAUUCUCGGGGUCCUUUUUGAGACCUCUGGCUCAGCGACGCUGAACUGGAACAGAUGCAUCGCAGUGGUGCAGAGGAAGGUGGGGAUGUGGAGGGCUAGGUCAUUGUCUUUUAUAGGCAAGGUCCUGGUCCUCAAGGUGGAUGUGUUGCCAUCACUAUUGUAUAUGGCAUACGUCUACCCAUUGCCAGAGAGUCUGAGAGUGCCUCUAGUGAGGCUGGUGUUCCAGUUCAUGUGGGGUGGCAGGCAAGAGUAUGUCGCGAGGGUACGCAUGCUCUGUCCCAUCGGGGAGGGAGGUAGGGGGGUACCACAUUUCCCCCUCAAGCUGGAUUCAAUUUUUGUUUCAUAUUUGUUGACUGAGCUGGCUCAUCCGGUAAUACACCCGUCUGGUUACCUCCUGCGGGUGUUCUUCUCUUACCAGGCGAGAAGCGUAAUGGUGUGGACUAACACGGGUCCUCGGGCGGAACAGCUGCCGUGGCACUUUAGCUAUGCGGCCAAGUGGCUGCGUGGUCACCCCGAGGUUGAAGUAGCCCGAGUAGGUUUAGAUCACAGGCACCUGUACGAGGAGGUGAGACGGGGAGGGUGUCCCGGGCCGGUAUUGGGUAUCCCGGCGGUGGUUUGGGAGGGAGUGCAGGUGCGAGGUCUGGAUAACAGGCUCAAGGACCUGAAUUGGUUGAGCCUCCAUAAGGGCUUGCCCGUACGUUCCAUCUUGUACGGGCGUGGCUUGACUCGAUCCCCCACCUGCCCAAGGCCAACGUGUGGCGGGGAGGAGACGGUGCGCCAUGUUUUUUGGGACUGUGCUUUCGCCGGGGUAGUGUGGGCUAGGGCACAGGGUCUGAUAGGCAGGGUGAGAGGGGAUUUUGUGGUUACAUGGGCUAGGGUAGAGAGAGGGGUAGGGAGAGCGAGGGGGACGGUUAGGGACAGGUUUCUGCUCUGGCUUCUCAUAAGCCUCUUUAAACAGGGUUUGUGGGAGGCUAGGCAGAAAUUGGAAAGGACAGGGGGGGAAGGGGGUGUGGAGGGGAUAGUGAGGAGGGUGGAGAGAAAUUUGAGGGGGAGGAUGAAGGGAGAGGAGAAGAAGUGGGGGCAGCAUGCCGCUCGGGAGAGGUGGAAGGGGGGUUUAGGAUUAGUGUAGAGGGGGGGUUUAGGUUUAGUAUAGAGGGGUAGGGAGGAGGGUGUGUUUUUUGUGGCUGGGUAAAAAGGGGAGGGAAGGUGCUCCCCUGAGGUGUAUCUAGUGUUAUAGUUUGAUUUUUGUUUGGUUUCUCAUAGCCCUAUGUGGCGUAGCCGGUAUACAUGAUGUGAUUUCUAUGUUUAUUUUAUCGUAGUCCUAGGUGGCUCAGUGGGGUAGAGCAUGGCGUUUGUAGAGGGUUCGGAAUCCGAAGCCGCCCAUAUGUAAAAUGUAUGCAAGCAUGACGGUAAGUACAGCGUCUGCUAAAUGGCAUAGUAUAGUUUUUUCUUAUUAUGAUGGGGCUGUUGGUUGGUUAAUAGGGAUGGGGUGGUGGAAAGAGGAGGGUGAGAGGAUACUGGAGUGAGAAUGGUGUGGCGUGAUGCAAAUAUUGUAUUGUAUUGAAAUUGAAUGAUUUAUGAUGUAUGGUUUUUGUACGUUUUUAAUAAAAACCCUUAAAUCAGAACCAAGCAAACCGCUCGCAAAUCCACCGGUGGCAAAGCCCCCAGGAAGCAGCUCGCCACUAAGGCUGCUCGCAAGAGUGCCCCGGCCACCGGCGGUGUGAAGAAGCCUCACCGUUACAGGCCCGGCACCGUGGCUCUGAGAGAGAUCCGUCGUUACCAGAAGUCCACUGAGCUGCUCAUCCGCAAGCUGCCCUUCCAGCGCCUGGUGCGAGAAAUCGCCCAGGACUUCAAGACCGACCUGCGCUUCCAGAGCUCCGCCGUGAUGGCCCUACAGGAGGCUAGCGAGGCUUACCUGGUCGGCCUGUUCGAGGACACCAACCUGUGCGCCAUCCACGCCAAGCGGGUGACCAUCAUGCCCAAGGACAUCCAGCUGGCCCGCCGUAUUCGCGGAGAGCGCGCAUAA